AUGCCCAACAUUUACGAACUGGAGAAUUUAUUUUCUUUGGACAUCGUCAUAAGAACUGUAAAUUUUUAUUCGGAAUUAACUUUCUAUGCUGACGACGUUUACGUCACAGUUCAUUUCUCCGAGUUCCCUAAUCUGAUCAUUCAUAACAACAACAACAACAACAACAAUAAUAAUAAUAAUAAUAACCAAAAUUAUGACGUAACAUUCAAUAGAGGAAAGUCUCUGAAAUUUAUUACGUCACUUCGAGGUGCUAUUGAUAGCAUUGCCAAAAAUAAACUCUGGCUAUCAUUAUCAGUAAUCACCUCCACUACCACCACCACCAACAACAACAAUAAUAACAAUAACAACAACGUCAAUAGUAACAGCAACAACAACAAUACAAAGCAGACGGCAUUUCUCGCGUAUUCAUCACUAUCCUUGGAACAUCUGUUCACGGAAGUAGCGGAAUACCUGAAAAAAUCAAAGACGCUAAAUCACGUCUUGAAAAAAAGAAAUUUAAAAGUGGACUUGAACGAUCUCAACAACGAUUACAUCGGCUUUAUUGAACUGAUAUGCGUUCUGCACUGUUUUGGGCCAGUGUAUGCAAUAAGCAACAACAACAAUAAUAAUCAUAAUCAUAAUAAUCAUAAUCAUAAUAAUCAUAAUAAUAAUAAUUCAAAGCGAGUAGAAACCGUUAUAGAUUAUGAUGUUGAAGAGGUAUUUCAUGACAACAGUCACGUCAACAAUUAUAACAACAACGCAACAGAAAGAAACAUUAAUGCCAACAAAUACACCAACAAAAACCUCAACAAACACAUCAACAAAGGCAUCAAUAGCAACAUCAACAGUGACGUCAUCUACAAAAGCAACAACGAACUCAAGAAAGAAAAGAGUAAUGGUAAUAAAAAAAUCAUCCCCAAAAAGAGCGGAAAACCAAAAGAUAGAAACAAUUUGAAAUUCUAUGAAAAUACUCCUACUAAUAAUAUUAAUAACAUCAAAAGAAACAUUAAUAAUAAUAAUAAUAAUCAUAGUCAUAAUAACAAUAAUAAUAACCGUAAUAAUAAUAAUAAUUAUAAUAAUUUUCCCAUGUUAACGAGCCUGGCAGCCGAGCUACAUGGCAUCGCUUCAUCGUACAAUGCUAUAUAUAACUUUUUAUCGGUAAACAACAACGGUUUUCCUAAUAAUAAUAAUAAUAACAACAAUAAUAAUAAUAAUAAUGGAGAUGACGAUGAAGAUGAUGAUGAAGAGGAGGAAGACGAAGAUGAUAAACUGUGUCAAAAUUGUCGGAAGCUUAAGAUGAUUCCGAACUCGCUUAAGAGAAAACCUCGUAAGAUUGACAAAAUAGGGAAAGAGACUCUUGAUGACGAUGACGAUAAUAAUAAUAAUAAUAAAAAUUAUGAUGAUAAUGAUAAUAAUAGUGACGUAGGAAAUAAUAAUAAUCAUAAUAAUAAUGCGUUAUCAACCAAGCGUUUCAAAGCUCCAGUGCCACUGCCGAAAAAUAAAAAUAAUAAGAACCUUGAAAUUUUGAACAAUAACAAUAAUGAUGACGAUAAUGAUAAUAAUAAUAAUAAUAAUAAUGGGAAAUUGGGAAAUUCCCUGAAACCUAUAAAUAGGAAGGUUAUCCCAAAUUGGAAGACUCCCGUUCCCACCCCGAGGUUCAGCAUCAGCGAAGCUUCUGGGAUCAAUAAUAAUAACAAAAAUAAUAAUAAGAAUAAUAUUGAUAAUAAUAACAAUAAUUAUGGAAAUAAUCAUAUUAAUAAUAUUAAUAAUGAUGAUGAUGAUGAUGAUUAUUGCGGUGAUGAUGAUGAUCUUAAGUAUAAAUCGAAUGUCGGUGGUAAUAUAAUGUUUGAAAAAAACAAAAAUAAUGAUUAUGAUGAUGAUGGUGAUACUGCUGAUGAUGAUGGUGAUGGUGAUGAUGAUAAUGGUGGUGGUGGUGGUGGCUCUGACGAUGACGAUGGCGAUUUCAAAUUUGACAAAUUUAACUCUAAGGCAUUGAAUUCUGACGACGAGAAUGAUGAAGCAGAUGACAUCUUUGAAGAUUUAAAAAUAGAAAAAGAUGAUGAUGAUGAAGAUGAUGAUGAGGAGGGGAACGAUGAUGACCACAAAAGAAGGAAUAGUAAUAACAAUAAUAAUAAUGAUGAUGAUGACGACGACGAUGAUGGUGAUUACAACUAUGAAGAUGAUUUUUUAAAAGAGGACGACGAUGAUGACGAUGAUGAUAGUGAUGAUUUGGAAAGCAAUAACAACAAUAAUAAAUCUGAUAAUAAUAAUAAUAAUAAUAAUAAUGAGGAUGAUAAUGAUGAUAACAAAAAAACUGGUGAACCUUUAGUCGGAAUAGUCCCAAAUUUAAGGUGUAUUGUCGAUAAAUAUUCCGAUAAUGAAGAUGACUAG
Messenger RNA from Helobdella robusta, 2370 nucleotides. RefSeq lists its product as hypothetical. The coding region runs from base 1 to 2370 and encodes 789 amino acids. The record is from RefSeq and is a predicted model, not a curated record. NCBI's taxonomy places the organism in Eukaryota, Metazoa, Annelida, Clitellata, Rhynchobdellida, Glossiphoniidae. The transcript has a single exon.